Molecule: messenger RNA, 1720 nt
Organism: Styela clava
Lineage: Eukaryota; Metazoa; Chordata; Ascidiacea; Stolidobranchia; Styelidae
Source: RefSeq, a predicted model, not a curated record
UAAUCUUUUAUAAACAUUAGUUUCAUGACUGAGUUAGGGUUUGGAACCGUCAUCAACGAUGCCCGUAUUACAGGACCAGUUUGGGCAACAUUUGGAUUUAACUAGAGAGGAAGCAAAUAGUUUUCUAUCAAGAAAACUCAAAGCAAACACUGCGCUUCAUUUUGAAGAAACAAAGCAAGGUAAUCUUGAAAGGGAAUGCUAUGAAGAGGUUUGCAGCCAUGAAGAAGCAAGAGAAGUCUUUGAAUUUGAUACUAUUGGCCUGAACAAAUUCUGGGCUCAAUACACCGGCCAAAGUGAUGAAGCUUCGCAAGACAACAUUGUUGGAGUUAUUAUCGGUAUCAUGUUCGGGGUGUUGGGAUUCAUUAUUCUCGUUAUUGUUUUAUUCGUUCUAUGGAAGAAGAGGAAAGGAGAACUUGACAGGAGGUCGAGUUAUGGAGAUCAGCCUUACAAUCCGUACCCACUUCAUGUUUUAUAUCCUCCCGCAAGUAAAGCAAAUGGAAACCAUUAUGAGAUGCCAAUCAUUGAUGCUUAUGAUAGUGACCUAGCUCUUGGAAUCAGUGAAUGUUAUGUCGAACGUGAAAGGCUUCUUGUUGGAGAACUCAUAACUUCAGGAAACUUUGGCGAAGUUCAUAAAGGAGAAUUGAGAAUGAGAGACGGAUCUUUGAUGGAUGUGGCCGUCAAGAGUUUGAUAACAUUAGACGACAGAGAAGAUAUUGAAAAAUUUCUUCGCGAGGGGGUCAUGAUGAGAGGACUCGAUCAUAAAAAUGUGCUUUCACUCAUUGGAGUUUGCGUAGAGGAUGAUGACUUGAGAAAAUCUCCUCUGAUUGUUCUUCCUUUCAUGAAAUAUGGAGAUCUGAGGACGUUUUUAAGGGACGGAAAUAAUGUUCUAACUGUGAUGCAUCUCCUGAGGUUUUGUGGUGACGUCGCUCACGGAAUGAAAUACCUCGCUGAUAAAAAAUUUGUCCACAGAGAUCUUGCAGCCAGAAAUUGCAUGGUUGAUGAGCGGUGGUGCGUCAAGGUGGCUGAUUUUGGACUUUCUAGAGAUUUGUUCGAUCGUGAUUAUUAUACAAGCAGUGUGAAAACGCAACUACCAUUGAAGUGGAUGCCUCCAGAAAGCAUCAAAUAUGGAAGAUACGAUGAAAAAUCUGACGUGUGGUCAUAUGGAAUAGUAUGCUGGGAGAUUAUGACCCGAGGAGCAAUCCCCUACCCCACUGUGCAAGCUGUUGCUAUUCUACAAUAUCUGAGUGAUGGGAACAGGAUGGAAAAACCUGAAUGUUGUCCUGCUAAAUUGCACUCAGUAAUGAAAAGUUGUUGGUUGGAUGAGCCGACAGACCGCCCAACAUUUUCCGAACUAGUUUCAAUGACCAGCGACGUUAUCAGAGAUGCAAAGAGGAUAUCCGGUCGAAGGUCACGAAGUUCAGAUGCAAGUUCUUCUUAUACACAUGAUAGCCGAGGUGCUGGAACUGCUUAUCAAAACUCUGACACAGAACGAUCCUCAGUGAGAAGGGACAAAGGAAAGGGAGAUAGAAGACGCGAUGAAGUUGACAGCAGGGACCCGAAGCCGAAACCUCGUAGUAGCAAAUCUCGAAGCAAGCACUCUAACUCAAACAACACAAAGAAAAGUUCGAAUCAAACAACACCGACAUCGGAGAGUACAAUGACCAGAAGCAAAAAAAGUAUAAAAAAGCUGAAAAAUUUGAGAAGAUAUUGUAAUUGUUAA